AUGGGCACGCUUUCUAGUGCUUGGUUUUCUCUUCUUCUGCCUUCCUACGGAACAUGGAAGUCUCUCGCACACCGCCCUGUCUCCGAACCCGAGUUGGAACGCUGGGCGAUGUAUUGGUCCGUCAUGGGCGCUUUUAUCGCGUUUGAGCACGUCGCAGAGUGGUUCGUCAGCUGGCUUCCAUUCUACUGGGAAGCAAAAAUCCUGGUGCUCUUGUACCUGUCUCUGCCUCAGACGCAGGGUUCUACAUGGGUGUUCCAGAUGUUCGUGCACCCGUACCUUAGCAAGAACGAGGCGAACAUAGAUGCCAGCAUCGCCGCUGCGAAGGCCAACAUCGUUGCCUUCAUUCAGAGCCGCUUCGCUACGCUUUGGCAGAGCUUCGUCGAUGCUGCUACCAAGGCGGCCGCCAACGCUGGUGCCCAGCCGCAGGGGCAGUCUGGCGCUCCUCCGACGAGUCCCAUCGACAUGGCCAGGGGACUCUGGAGCGCGUAUGGGCCAGCCCUGAUGAACGGUCUCCAGGCGCCUGCGGCUGCUGCGAACCAUCAACGUCCGGUCCCAGCACACGCGUAUUCAGCGGCCUCGAUCUCCUCUCAGUCCUCAGGGUCGAGUUCUGCAGCCUCGUCUUCGUAUUCCUCUGAGCCGCCGGCGUACCCAGAGUCCGAGCCUUACAAGAUCUAA
Messenger RNA from Rhodofomes roseus, 675 nucleotides. Its product is annotated as TB2/DP1, HVA22 family-domain-containing protein. The record is from RefSeq and is a predicted model, not a curated record. The coding region runs from base 1 to 675 and encodes 224 amino acids. The transcript has 3 exons. Lineage: Eukaryota; Fungi; Basidiomycota; Agaricomycetes; Polyporales; Fomitopsidaceae.